AUGAACCGCCAAGGGAGACGGGCCAAAAGUUCGUCGCCUUCUCCGUCGCCUUCCCCGUCGGCUUCCCCGUCGACGAAGCGUCGUCCGUCGUCUUCCCCGUCGCUUUCCCCGUCGUCUUCCCCUUCGACGAAGCGUCGUCCGUCGUCUUCCCCGUCGCCUUCCCCGUCGCCUUCUCCGUCGUCGAAGCGUCGUACGACCACACCACGUACGUCCACGCCCUCGCCGAAUCCGGCCUCGCCGUCGUCGUCGCCUUCCUCUGUCUCGCCCGUCAUCAAAAAGGACGCUUCGCUCGAAUCGUGAGUUUAGCACAACCCAUGAAUCGUUUCAAUUAUUUACGAAAAAGUUUGCAGGACCACUCUGAUCACUCCGAAGUUCGUCGUGGCCGAGUAUUUCAGGAACGACCCGCGGAAUUACAACCCAAGAAAGCAGUACACGGCGAAGGACAAGCAGGCGCUGUCAAGCGACGGUGUGCUCCUCUGGCAGGCUGAUGCGGAGGAAGAGUGCGGCCGAUCGAAAUCUGGGAAACACAGAAUGCUCGUCGGGCCGUCGCCGCCGACCAUUUCCGCUUCGACGACCGAUUCAAAGUCAGUCUCAAAAUCCGAAUCGGACAUUAAAUUGAUGAACGAGGCGCAUCCGACACUCACCUCUUCGGAGGCCCUCCUCUACAAAACUGCAUUGAAUGAGGGAAGCGCACCGGCGUGUCUCGAUGCGUUUAACGCCGCUGAAGACGUUCUGAGAAGCAGCGAAGUAACCACGAAUGAGACGGCAAAACUGUUUCAUAUCUAAUUUUUUCAGGCGUUCCGCAAACAGAUGGAAAAAAAUGUUGCGAAUCCGGUGAAGCCCACGCUCAAAUGGAUUCUCCCCAAGACAACGGUGUUGAGCGUGUACGACAAGUGAGUUAACCAAGUCUGCUCCAGCGAACGAUAUGUGGAUUACAGGAAGCAACUUCCAAGCACGGCCAAUUUCUUCGAAAAGAAACAGUUCGUCGUGGGGGUUAAGAAUCCGCGCAACCCGGACAACAUCAAGAAGAUGAAGAGCGCCACCGAUCAAUCGGAGAAAAAGGAGUAG
Molecule: messenger RNA, 1068 nt
Organism: Caenorhabditis sp. 36 PRJEB53466
Lineage: Eukaryota; Metazoa; Nematoda; Chromadorea; Rhabditida; Rhabditidae
Source: the annotation of a GenBank genome assembly